Molecule: messenger RNA, 7784 nt
Organism: Monascus purpureus
Lineage: Eukaryota; Fungi; Ascomycota; Eurotiomycetes; Eurotiales; Aspergillaceae
Source: the annotation of a GenBank genome assembly
CUUGCCUGUUCCAACCGGACUCGUGAAUUUAACACCGCGCCCAAAGCCCAGUUUGAUGCUCUGGCAGGCUUGCUGAGAGUGAUCUCGCUACUUAUUAGUAGCUGCGUGGCAAGAUGGGAAAGCUCAUUCGACUAGAGCUCUUCAAUUUCAAAUCAUACAAAGGGCAUCAUGUCUUGCUAUUUGGAGAUGCGUAUUUCACGUCUAUUAUCGGACCCAACGGGUCUGGGAAAUCAAACUCAAUGGACGCGAUUUCAUUCGUCCUAGGUAUCAAGUCUUCUCAUUUGCGAUCUACGAACUUGCGCGAUCUUGUCUACCGCGGCCGUGUUUUGCGCACAUCCAAAGUCGACGGUGUUCCUGCCCCCGAUGCCCCGGCGGACGGGCAAGAUGGUAACGAUCAGGCGGAGAAUGGAGUGGACGAUGAGGAAUCACAGACACAAAGCUCGUCGAAUGAUCCUAAAACAGCUUGGGUGAUGGCUGUUUACGAGGACGAUGCCGGUGAAGAACAGCAAUGGCGACGAUCAAUCACGAGCCAGGGCGUGAGCGAGUACCGAAUCAAUAACCGAAUUGUGACCGCUCAGCAGUAUAAUGAGGCACUGGAAGCAGAGAACAUUCUGAUUAAGGCGCGCAACUUCCUCGUCUUCCAGGGUGAUGUUGAGGCCAUUGCGUCACAGUCUCCGAAGGAUCUCACUCGGUUGAUCGAGCAGAUUUCCGGAAGCUUGGAAUACAAGGCGGAAUACGAACGGCUCAAAGUGGAAGCAGAGGAGGCGGCCGAGCAGCAGACUAUGCAACUUAACCGCCGACGAGCGAUCAAUUCUGAGAUCAAACAAUACCAGGAGCAGAAGCGGGAAGCAGAGAAUUAUGCUCGGAAGGCCGAGGAGAGGGAUCAGGCUAUAAUUACUCAUAUUUUGUGGAAGCUUUUCCACUUUCAACGUAUGAUUGAUGCGUCAAGCGCGGAAAUUCAAAAGUACCAGGAUGAACUUAAGGAGUAUCGCCGCGGCGUCGAGAAAUAUGAACGGAACGUUGAAGAUGCGAAGAAAGACCAUGCGAAGGUAGGAAGGGAUGUGAUGAAGGCUGAGAAGGAAAUCAACAGAAAAGAAAAAGAUGUUGAGGAGCUGAACAAUUCCCUGGUCCCUGUUGAUGAGAAGGUGGAGAUCACUCUGAAGAAGGUAGAGAGAUAUGCUUCACGGAUAGCUGAAAUCGGCAAGGAGCGAGAGUCCCAAUUGGCCAAUGCUAAGCGUCUGGGGAAGGAUUUAAAGGUCGUGGAAAAGGCCCAGGCUCAGUGGGAAUCCGAAUGGCAAAAGAGCAUGAGCAAAAAGGGGGUCGCGCUAAAUGAAGCCGAUCAACAGGAAUACAACAAGCUGAAGGAAGAAGUCAGUCGGCGUUCUUCUGCUGAGCAGCUCCGGCUUGACAAUCUGCAGCGUCAGAGAAAGACGGAGGCAGAGGCUGUCAAUAGCCUUAAGGGCAAGUUCGAAGGUUUUGAGUGGCAGCUGCAAACUCUCGAGUCCGAAUCGCAGACGCUGGCCGAGCGCAAGUCCACAGCUGACGCUACCAUCCAAUCCGCCUCCAAGGAUAUCGAUCGCAAGAAGAAAGAGCUAAAUGCUCUUACGUCCGAACGUCUUCGUAUUUCGCAAAUGAGGACAGAGCUUGAGGAAAAGCUCCAAGUGGUAUUGAAGAAGCUGCUUGAAGCCGAUGAUGGCAAGAAGCAGAGCGAAAAGGAAAUCAGGGCCAAGGAAUUAAUCUCAGCCUUGAAGCGCAUCUUCCCUGGUGUCAAGGGUCGUGUCAGCGACCUCUGCCGGCCGAAGCAGAAAAAGUAUGCUGAAGCAGUUAGCACCGUUCUUGGACGGCAUUUUGAUGCCAUUGUCGUCGAUAACGAGAAGACUGCCAAGGAAUGCAUUCAGCACCUCCGUGACCAACGGGCAGGACAGGCCACUUUCAUCCCCCUCGAGACUAUCCAAGUUAAAGCUUUCAACUCGAACCUGAAGGGUAUGCACCGGGGCAUGCGCCCGGCAAUUGAAACAGUGGACUACGAUGAUUCAGUUGCAAGGGCGAUCAGUUACGCUUGCGGAAACGCCGUUGUGUGCGAUGACCUAGCCACGGCCAAAUACCUCUGCUAUGAGCGACAUGUUGAUGCGAAGGCAGUCACCCUAGACGGUACUGUGAUUCACAAAGGUGGUCUCAUGACCGGUGGACGUGGUCCUCAACAGAAUUCAAAGCGCUGGGAGGACUCGGAGGUGGAAAACCUUUAUAAAUUGAAGGAUAAGCUAAUGUCUGACCUUGCCAAUUUGCCGAAGGGUCAUCGCCGAGGCACCGAAGAGGAGUCACUCCAAGGUGACCUAGUCGGUCUUGAACAACGCCUUGCUUACACCAGAGAUGAGGUAAAGGCGCUCGAGAGGAACCUCGAAAGCAAGCGCAGUGAGCUCAAGUUUGUCAAGAAACAACUUGAUGAGUACAGACCGAAAUACGCCGAAAAGCAGCGAGUAUUGGAAGAGCUUGACCAGGCCAUCGAUGCGUCGCAGGAGUCGGUCAGCGGUGUCGAGGAUGAGAUCUAUGGCAACUUCUGCCGCCGCCUGGGAUACGAUAAUAUCCGUGAAUAUGAGAGGCAGCAGGGGUCUCUACAAGAAGAGGCCGCACAGAAGAAGCUCGAAUUCAUGACACAGAAGAGCAGGAUCGGAAACCAGCUUAGUUUCGAAAAGCAGCGUCUACAGGCCACCGAAGAGAGGAUUAACAGUCUUAAAGCCCAGCACGAGCGGGACAUUAACUUAGUCGAGCAACUGAAGGCCGAGCAGGAAAAGAUCCGGAAUGAGCUGGAUGAGUCGAAUGCUCAGCUCGACAUCCUCCGUGAACGUCUCGAGAAGCAGAAAAGCCGUUAUGAGCAAACGGCCGAGAAUCUUGCAAACCAACGCAGGGAACUCCAGAAACGCAGUAAGAAUGUUGAAGCGUCGUUGAAGAACAUAAGUGCCUUGGAAGCGGAAGUGCAGCGCAAUUCGUCCAGCCGAUAUAGCCUUCUCCGUCGCUGCAAGCUCGAAGAUCUUGACAUCCCUCUUACGGAGAACUCGAAUUCUCUGGACAGUCUUCCUAUUGAUGAUCUUAUUCAGGGAUCUGAUCCAGAUGCGAUGGAUGUCGAUGAGGACGGCGGCGAUAGCGGCGACAAUGCAAUUGCACAGGACUACGGGAUUGAAGUUGACUUUGACUCUUUGGGAGAGACCCUUAAGGAAGAGGCGGACGAUAAACUCGAAGAGGAAUUGCAGGAGAAGAUCAGGACUUUGAAUAGUGAGCUCGACAAGAUGGUCCCUAAUACAAGGGCUAUGGACCGUCUUGAGAGCGUGGAAAACAAGCUUCGCGGCACCGAAAAGGACUUCGACGAAGCACGGAAACAUGCUCGGAAGGCGAAGGAAGACUUUGAGGCCGUCAUGCGCAAGCGCUCCGACCUAUUCAACAAGGCCUUCUCUCAUAUUUCCGAGCAAAUCGGUCCCAUCUACCGAGAGCUGACGCGAAGUGCCAACUAUCCGCUGGGUGGACAAGCCUACUUGGACAUCGAGGAUUCCGACGAGCCGUAUCUCGACGGAAUCAAAUAUCACGCCAUGCCUCCCCUGAAACGUUUCCGGGACAUGGAACACCUGUCUGGUGGCGAGAAGACCAUGGCUGCUCUUGCACUCCUGUUCGCCAUCCACUCAUACCAGCCAUCACCGUUCUUCGUGCUGGACGAAGUCGAUGCGGCUCUCGAUAACACCAACGUGUCGAGAAUCGCAAAUUACAUUCGUGACCAUGCUGCUCCUGGUAUGCAGUUUAUCGUGAUCAGUUUGAAGACGGGCCUUUUCCAGAACAGUGAGGCCUUAGUCGGAAUCUUCAGGGACCAGGUUGAGAAUAGCAGCAAGAGCUUGACGCUGGAUCUCCGGAAAUACAAUUAGUGGUUUCGUCUAUGAUAUUAUGCUAUGCCUAGACUUAGUUAAUACUACUCUGGUGCUUUAUUUGUUUCUUUCAUCAAGCCUCUAUGCUGAUUUUUAGCCCAUUGGCGAUGUAAGAGCAUAAUGAAUAGGGUUGCUCCUCCAGAAUACAUUCGAAUUCGGCAAGUUAUAAUACUCCACAUUCAUUCUGCAGAGGAGUAGCAAGGCUUUUUGAUUGCGACUGCUCAUUGUACAAUAUUGGGACUUGACUUCUUGCAGUGCCAUUGAGCAGACAUUACCCUGGGAGCAACUUCAUCACUUGUAGUACGGACGGCCUGCGUUUCCGUUCCGUUUGGAUGGGCGUGUAAUUCACCUGCUGCUCGGACGAUGGCAUAUUCUGCACUGAUGCUGCUUGUUCCACGGGCUGUGCGCUUGGUAUUCCAGAGGAUGGAGUUUGCUGCAUAUGUGCAUAGGGAACAUGCGGUCAUUGUCCCCGAAUCAGGAUCAGCUCAAGAAGACCCUGAUGAGAAGUCGAAACGAGCACUGGAUGGAGCUUUUUGAAAAGCCCGCGGCAGGUCGACGAUGAAAUUGCGGCGUCACUAAUGAGCUCAAUUCGGCGCAAUACAUCUUGUUAAGUCAUUUCUUUGCAAACAUCGACAUCUACAUGAUGGCCGUUCGGAAAUGAAGAGACUGAGAAACCUUCCCCUUCCCACGUCCAGCAAUGGGAGAAUAAGAUGAGAAUGCCCACGCACACCCUUUCACUUCAACAAAGCUUUUUGCCCAGGGCUGCUACUUGCAGAUACCAUCUUCAACGAUCUUACCCUUCUUGUCGCACACCUCGCAAUCCGGAUACCUACUGCACUCACUAUUUUUAUUGCCAGGACGUGCAGGGCGCUCAUGUCUCGGCUGCAGCUCAAGCGGAGACACUCCUCCUUCCGCCGCCGCCGCCGACGACGAGGAAUUUGCGAAUAAUACAGGCGGGCAGAUGUCCGGUCCAGGAUAAAGGAGAGCCGAACCCUGGACAUUACGACCAUCCACAUCCUUGAAGACGUUGGCAAGAUGCUCGUUUUGUUCCGGGGUGUAGAACGCAGCGUCCUCGGACAGCGCCUGCUGGAUUUGCUGCGGGCUCAGCUGCGCAUACUGUAUGACGACGCCAUUACUGUCGUCGCCGAGGUGGUAGAAGCCGUCUGGGCUUUUGGUUUUCUUGAACGGUGCGCGGAUUUCCCCGUAGGUUGGCUCUCGGGCUUCUUCGGUCUAUGAUGUUCAAAAGAAUAUACUUAGAGAUGUACUGUUUGUAGCAUAUAGGGAUACCCAGGAUCCUCGCCGGAGCAGAUGUAGCCAUGGCCGCAGCAGCAACAAGCACUGGAGAAAAGGGCAAUCUGCUUACAUGCGGCAAAUGGAAAGAGAACGAGUUCCUGUUCAUAAGUACAUCUGUCCUUCGAUCUUCUCUCAAUGUCUCCACAGGGGAAGUAAGACCUCAAAUAAUAACGAUAAUAAUAGUAAUACCCCGCGAUCCUUCGGCCUUUGCGCCGAGGGUCCUCCAAUCCCUCUGAAUGACGAAUGUGACGUAUCUACAGCCCACCGGGAGUUUGAACUGGUGGGGAGAAUAGUGCUGUGCUGCGUACAUGAGACUCUGGGUUCAGAUUGCCAAUUGGGGAAUAUCCAUAUCCAAAGAUACCACUACAUCUCGGACCGCGGUCCGGGGACCAGGGACAAUAAUGCAUGUGGAACCCUGGAUGGUAUUAAAUUCUCCACUGAGAAGGGGAUUCGCGCGUAUCCGAUUCUCCACCUGGCCUGAAAGUGCGAGUAGGAUCAUGAUCCGUGCGAAGUCAAUCGGAGUGGGUUCUCCGAGGUGUCAUUUCAGACGGAUGCAACUGUACGUGCGCCGGAGCAAUUGGACCACUAAGAUGGCCAGUGCUGGCUUUGUCGGGAAGGGUGGGCAAGAUUCUGGAGGGUUUACGGGUUGACUCCAGAGAGGAUGCAGUGGGCAGGGAUGAGUGCGACAGGUACAUACGUGGUGCUCUGAUUCCGUAGAGAAGGUAGAUCGAAAAUAGCCGGCUAAUAUGUACACAUGAAAAGCCGUCAAGGAAAGCCAUCAUCCACCAGACACCAAGUUCCCAAUCCCCUUACCAGCCCUCAGUCCAGAGAAGAUACACCCGCCCAAGAAGCCUCCCUCGAGAGCGCGGUAUCCAUGGACGCCGCCACCACCGAAGCCAGCGACCUCCCCGGCAGAGAAGAGAUUGGGGAAAGGGGAUCCGUCAGCGCGAAUGGCGUUGCCGUUCAAGUCGGCUUCCAGUCCGCCCAGAGUCUUCCUCGUGAGCAGAUGGAGCUUGACCGCGACCAGGGGUCCGUCCUUCGGGUCCAGGAUCUUACCUGGUUUCGCGAUGCGGCCGGACAGCUUAUCUGGCCAGUAGCUCCUGGCGUUGUGGAUGAGCAUGAUCUGGCCGUCUUUGCAGAAUUCAUUUUCAGUCUGGUCAUCGCGGAGGUGGACUUGUCGUCUCACUUCGUUGAAGUCUAAUUUGGGACCGCAUGGCUCUUCCUCCGCGAGACGGUUCAUGCCUUCCACGAGCUCUUCCAGGCUAUCCCUGAUCACCCAGUCCUUGCCGUGCUUCAUGAAAUUCUGCACGGGACCCGUGCCUUCCGAUGUGAAGAUUCGCUGGAGGAGAAGCGCGAUGCUCUUGUGCGUCAGGUCGGGGUUCUGCUCGGAACCCGACAGUGUGAACUCGCGGGAGAUGAUUGCCCGGUUGACGAUAAACCACGAGUAGUCAUAUCCAGUUGAGCAGAUGUGCUUCAGUGCGGCCAGAGUGUCCGCGCAUGGGUACAGAAAGGGCGGCAACCUGGUGCCAGUGGCAUCCAGCCAUAGGGGGGACGGACCGGGGAUAAUUCGGAUCCCAUGCAUCGGCCACAGGGGAUUCCAAUUACGCAUACCUUCAGUGUAAUGCCACAUACGGUGAGUGUUGAUAACGUUUGCUCCAGAUGCUUUGGCGAUGCCGAUCAUCCGGCCGUCGACGUGAGCCGGCACUCCCACGACAAACGAUUCGGGGACUCGGGGACCCAGACGGUCGGCCGGCCAGUGCUUCCUGAUAGCUUCAAUGUUGCCCCCGAUGCCGCCAGAUGCAAUUAGAACCGCUUUUCCGCGGAUAUCGAAACCGCCCGUCGUCUUGCGGGAUGUAGCAAUGCCCCGGUCGGCAUCUGUGGGCUCCAGAGUCUGGCCCUUGACCCCCAGCGCAGCACCGGUCUUGUCGUCAACAAUUAUCUCGUCCACACGGUGACGGAACUUGAACUCCACCAGUCCGUCCCUGGCGGCAGCCCUGACCGGUUCUGCAAAUAUGCGCACGACUUCAGGGCCACUGCCCCAGGCAAGGUGCAUUCGAGGGACAGAAUUGCCAUGUCCAUUGACAUCGCCGCAGCCUCUUUCGAGCCAUUCCACACCGGCGAAUUUCAGCCCGCGCUGCUUCACGAAGUCUUCCAUUUCAUCAGUAGCGAAAUUGACAAAUGCCUCCGCCCACCGGCGCGGCCAGUAAUCCUCCUUUUCGCCUCGGUCAAAGCCUGCAGAGUUCAUCCAGUCCUGCAUGGCAAGAUCGCGGCUAUCCUUGAUACCCAUACGGCGUUGUUCUGUUGAAUCCACGCAGAAAAGACCACCCAGGGACCAGUAGGCCUGUCCGCCCAGGCUUUUCUCAUUUUCCUGAUCAACGAUCACUACCUUGAUCUUGCGCUUGAUUAGCUCCGAGGCAGCAACAAGACCGGCGAGUCCACCGCCCACGAUGAUAACAGGGCCCCCGCAGGAAGGCAUGGUAUUUGAGUCACCUAUGGGGAUGCUAAUAGAUAUUAGAUGUGGUAUGUCCAGUUAAUCAAUCACCUCACGAGAUGGAAUUUAGUUUUCCCUUUUUUUUACUGAGG